This is a messenger RNA of Zootoca vivipara (common lizard), 5712 nucleotides long. NCBI's taxonomy places the organism in Eukaryota, Metazoa, Chordata, Lepidosauria, Squamata, Lacertidae. The record is from RefSeq and is a predicted model, not a curated record.
AUGGCCCCUUUCUUCUGGGGCCUCUGGGGGCUCUUCUUGCUGACGCAUCCUCUGCCAGGGGCAGCGGGGGAGCCGAGCAGGAACCUGCGACAGGGUUUGGCAGGGCUAUUGACACCUCCCGGAGAGCAGCGCCAAGGGGGCUCUGUUUCUCCCGGGCCCAGCCCAGGCUCGGCACAUCAGCAGCACAUGCACCGCUUAGUGCAUCCCCUUCUCCUCAGCCUGGAGUCCCUGUGGGGCAGGCAUCCUCCCUCUCCCCAGGCCCGGAGCCCUGAAUCCUGCCUGUCCAGCUUCCUCCACAACAUCUCUCUGUACCUCCAGGGCGAGGAGGAGCAGGAAGCCCCGGAGUCCUGGGAGAGCCUCCUGCUGCCACUGCUGCUGCCACCACCUCAGGCCGAGAAGCUGCUCUCACCAGCAUCCUCUGGACACCGGCUCCUCCAAGACAUCCUCUUUUCCUGGCGGCGAGGCAGCCGGCAUUGGGAUGGGUGGCUGAGCUUUACCCAGGACUUGCUGAGCCUCCUCCUCAGUUGGGCCCAAGACCCCCCACAGCACCUCCAUGGGCAGCAGGGCUGGGAGGUUCUCAGCAACCUGAUGGAAGCCCUGGGCCAGGCUGUCCUCUCUGGGUUGCUUGGCUCACAGGGGUCCCUUUGCCCCCCAACAGGGCAGAGUGGGUGCCAAGCGAAUGCCAGUUGGCUGGGGCAACUACUGCGGCUCUUUGAGGGCACUGGCUGGACAGCCUUCCUGCACAUUCGCCCAGCAGGCUUCGCCCCCACCGAUGGCCAGCAGAAGCCCUUUGGCCUGGUCCCCGCGACCCCCCGAGAGCUGCCCCCUGGCAACCGCAGUGCCCCCAGCCUCUCAAAAACCCUCUACCGGACAGAGCAGCCAGGCACGGGCGGGAAAGUGCAGGAACCGGCAGGAGGCUCUGAGGGCAACAUCUUGUGGGAGGCGCUGGAGGAGCUGAGGCAGAGACUGUGGCAAAGGGCAGGCCCAACCCUCGUCACCAGCUUCCGAAGGAGGGUCUUGCAUGUGACGGGCCUGCUGGCAGCUGAGGCUUCAGAGGCAGUGGGGGUCCCCCAGCCUGACCCAGAUGGGAAGUGCUCCGUAGGAAGUCUGCAGCAGCUGCUGCUGUGGGGAAUCAGACACAACAUCAGCUGGGACACCCUGCGUGUGGACUUGGCCUCCAAGGCCUCCUUCCCAUGGCCUCCUGUGGUGCCCAGUUGCUUGCUGCCUGCUGGGGAAGGGCACAGGGUGAGCGAGACCCUCCCUCCAGCCCCCCGGAGAGCAUUUCCUGAUCCCCCCUCCCAGGCAGAAGUCCUGGAGGCCGCCUGCAACGAGAGCAUCCCCGGCUUGCCAGGAAUCUCCAACUUCACCAUCUACUUGUAUUGCACCCUCUUCAAUGGUUCCAAAGAGCCCCACCGGCCCCCACCAGACCUGGAGGCCUUGUGUUCCAGCACCACCUGGUACUUCUCCUCCAUCGAGGGCGACCCGGUCUGGAUACGAGCCUGCAAGGAGUACUUCCCCCAGCAGUUCAACAGCACAGUGUGUAGCAAUGCCUCUGUCCUCUUGCACCUUGGGCCCCACCAGGAGCUUGUGGAGGAGCUCUGUGCCAACCUCUCCAUGCCCUUCCAGCCCAGCCGUUGCUCAGAGGCUCUGAACAGGCCUCUGCUCGGCCGGGAGGACUUCUGGACCUGCCUCUCCCUGGAGAGCCAGACACUCUGGACCCAAAACCUCUGCAGCAGCAGCAGCCUGCGGGAAGUCUCUGAUGCCACCAGGCAGUGGAUGGGCACCCUCUGCCACAGCCCGCUGGCCCAAGGGGCUGGGCUGAAUACCUCUCUGCGCCAGAGCAUGGAAGUACCAGCUUGUGGUGCUAGGGCCUGGAGCCCUCAAGCGCUGCACAACACCAGCUUCCUAGCUCAGUGUGGAGACGCCCACCUGCAGAGCUUCCAGGAGCUUGUGUGCAGCAAUGAGUCCCUACUGGAAGCCCUGCAGCUGGCCCACCCCUGGGUGCUGGUUCACUGCUUGGCUGUUGAGCAGGACAGGAGCUGCUCCCUCCCGUGGCUCCCAGGGGUGCUGCCAUUGCCCCCACAGCUCUGCCAGGAUGCGCCGGCCUUCCUGAUGGCACUGGUAUCCCAGUUAGCCCGGUGCAAAGAGCCCUCCCACUCCUCUUCCCAGUGGGCUCCCAGUGCCGGCUACCUGCUGCGGCUGCUGGACUUCCUGCUGGCUUCUCCUGCCCUUGGCGAAGUGGGGCAAGAGGGAGCCAGGCAGCAGCUGGGCCAGGCUCUCCUGCUCUCCAGCCUCCUGGGCAACAGCUCCUUUGGGACUUCUCUCCAAGCCAACUUCUCCCUGAGCAUCCUGGAGGAUGUGAGCCAGUUCCUGCAAGAAGGCGAGCUGGAUCCGGCCACCAAAGAAGACCUGCUUAACUGCUUUGGGCCUUUGCUCUGGAAUCUCCUGGAGAGGGAGGAGAACAUCUCAGCCCUGGAGUUCUUCAUACAGGAAUACCUGCAGAUGCCCCAUAAGGUUGUCCAGAGGCUGCUGUGGUCAGUGGAAGGUGAGACCACCCAGAGGUUCCUGGCCCUGCUGCACCGCUCUUGGGAUCACCUGCAGAUGAAGGUACCUCUGUGGGAUGAGCGGGCAGUGGAGUCACUGGCUGCCCAGCUCCUGAGCAAGUUCCCUCAGCUGACCCCACAACUCUUCCUCCACCUCUCUCACUUUGUCCCUUUCAUGGCUGCCUCGGACAUCCUGCGCUUGCCAUCCGCCCUGCUGGCCAACGAUAGCGUCUUGGCCAUCAUUAGCAGCCAAAGUGCCCGGAUGACGCUGGCACAAAAGCGAGCCCUAGUGCAGCGCCUCCUGCAGGCCGAGCACCUCCUGGGUGAAGUCCCUUCCUGGCCCCCGGAGUUCCUUCACAGCCUCCAGCCUCUCCUUCCUCACCUUCCGCUUGGCCAUUUCCUUCAGCUAACACAGCAGCAGAUCCAGAGCUUGGUGAAUGGCUGGCAGGAGGCUGAGCUGGGCCUGGCUCAAGGGCGCCAUGUAGCACGCAGUUUGCUCAACAGGAGCCACGAGAGCACCGAGGAGCAGGUGGGCAGGCUCGGGGCUCUCACCUGCUUCCUCAGCAUUGGGGACUUGCGUCUGAUCUCCCCCUUGCAAGAUCCGUGGGGGCCGAUCGAGAAGCACCUCCUGGAGUGUGUGGCCAGAGGGGUGGUGGACCCUCAUGGGCAGCUGGCCCAUGCCCUGGCAGAGCUCCUGCCUUCCUCGGUGGGCUCCCACGAGCUGCAAUCCUGGCGGGGUCUUGUGCCAGCCAUGGGGGUGGAGUUCCUGCGGGGCCUGUCAGAGUCUCAGGUAGGGGCUAUCCUCCCAGAGCUGCAAGCAGCACAGCUUAGCCGUGCCCAGGCUCUCCUGCUGCUCUCGCAGGCACUGCGGAUGGAGAAUGUGAGUAUCACCCAGAAGGUGACGCUGAGUGGGGCUGAGCCUCUCUGCUCCCUCCUCGCUGGCCUGGGUCCCCAAUCUCUGGAGGUGGCGGUGGCGGCUGUCUUGGCCAGAGGCUGUGCAUGUGUGGGCCCCACUCUGCCCCAUCUCUCAGGAGCUCAAAAGGCAGGUCUGCUUCAAGCUCUGCAGAGGCAUGGCCCAGAGUCCCCUGUCCUCAGUGCCCACCUGGACUGCCUCCUGCCUGCUGUCCCUCUCAAGCUCCUGCAGGUGGACACCCAGGCCCUGCUGGGGAGGAGCAGCUGGCACCGGAAGGCACCUUGGUCCCCACAGCAGGCCCAGUUCCUUUGGCAGAGCAUUGAAGCCAGUGCCAACAUGACGGGGGACCUGAUCUGGGCACUGGGACACCUGGCUAUGGGGCUAUCCUGCACCUCUCUGCAGACCUUUGAAGCUGGGGCAGAUUUUCUGGCUGUUCUGGAAGCUCUCUACAGCCAAGACCUCCACCUGCCCUGGAGCCUGAAAGGAUGCAUCUGGGAGGAGAUCCAGAGGAGACCCAGCCUAUCUACUACAGAGUUGCUGGGGCUGGGACCCCAGUUCCUCAUGGACUUGCCGACUCACCUGCUGGACAAGCUUCCUGGCAAGUCCUUCCUGCUGAUCUUGGACUAUGUAAGGAGCCACCCACGCAACCUGCUGGUCUUGCCACCCCCUCGACGGGCCGCCCUCGCCCGGCACAGUUUGCAGGCACUACUGCAAAGGUCCCAAGGGGAGGCAGACAUCUCAGUGGAGAUAUUGACCUUGCUUGGCCCUUUGGUGGGCUUCCUGGAGCUCGACAACCUGGUCCAUGCCAAUCCUGCAAAUCUGCUCCAGCACCUGGAUGAGCUCCGGGAGACCUGCCUCGAUAAUGGAGUUGCGGAAGUGGUUGGGCAACUGCUGAUGGCAGAUGGUGCUUUGGGGGACCCAGUGCACUGGAGCCAGGUGGAGCUGGAGCAGCUGGGGCAUUUGGUGUUCAGGCUCCCUCCGGAGAGUAUCCAGCAAAUCCCCCAGGCGGUGUUGAGCAAGGACCUUGUGGAGCAGCUGUUGCAGAGCCAGAAGCUGUGGGAGGAGAGUGAGCAGGGCCGGCUGUGUGACCCUCAAGGGCCAGGUGGGGGGUUGCAGGCCCAGAAAGAGGCCCUGCUCAUUGCCCAUCCCCACCCCUGCUGGACUCUCUGUGCAGAACCUGUGCCCAGCUGCUCCGACAUCCGGGCCUCUUUCCCCUCGGCCUGGAGCGCCACCCAGAUCAGCGCGAUGGAGCUGGACCAGUUCCAUGACUGCCUGAGCCUCAUCAGUCAGGACCUCGCCCUCCGUCCAUAUCAGCGCCAGGCUGCUCUCAGCAAAGCCAAACAGGUUCUGGGGCCGACCUGGGCAAUGGGCGCAGUGGAGAUGCUGCAGUUGGGCUUCCUGGCCCUCCAGUUGAGCGAGGAGGAGCUACAGGAGCUGGAGAUUCCUGACUGGGGAGCCUUGUCAGUGCUGGGGGCCCUGGAAGGCUGGACAGAGAGGCAGAUGCAAGCUGUGGUUGGCAGCCUCCUUGCAAAGCAGCACAAGGUGAGCGCGGAAAAUCUGGCACUGCUGGACUUGGUUUCUCUCGGGCACCUCCUUUGUGGGCUGCAGGUGGCGGAGAUCAGGCAGCUCAACAGCCAGGAAUUCAGCAAAGCGGCCUCCUUCCUGGGGUUGCUCCAUCUCAGCUGCUCUGAGGAGAAACUGGAUGCCCUGGCCUGGCUCCUGGUCACCCCCUCUGCCUUUGGGCCUGUCGCCAUGUGGGGCCCAGGGAUUUUCACAGAGAUUGGGACGCUGGCAGCGGGGCUGCCAGACAUCGUCCUCUCGUCCCUCGUCCCAGAGCAGCUUCGGGCUCUGACCCCAGUGGCAGUUGCCUUGAUCCCCGCCCCAAAAUUUGCAGUGGUGUUCAGCCCAGCCCAGCUGCUCAGUCUGACAAGCCCCCAGGCAUCGGCCGUGACAGCCCAGCAGUACGGACUCCUCAGCCCUAGGCAAAGAUGGGCCCUGGAGCUGGCGCAGUGCGAAGGGGAGCCCUGCCAGGGCCACAGGAGUAUGUGCCACCCCUGCCUUGACCCCUGCAUGCCUCACCAUGGGCACUGCCCACACUGGCAUGCCACUUCCCAGCUCUGUGCUGCCCCUCCAGUGACCCUUGGCUCCUCUUCCUCCACAGGCAGAAGUGGCUCAGGGCUCCGCCCAGCUGUUUUGCUGCUGCUUCCAUCUUGCUGCCUCCUUUUGACUUUCGGGCCCCCCCUGGCCUUGCAAUAA